This is a messenger RNA of Stegastes partitus (bicolor damselfish), 1674 nucleotides long. Its product is annotated as neuropilin and tolloid-like protein 1. Gene Ontology annotation, cellular component: postsynaptic density. Bases 1 to 1674 code for a protein of 557 amino acids. Gene Ontology annotation, biological process: positive regulation of excitatory postsynaptic potential. The transcript is spliced from 10 exons. Gene Ontology annotation, molecular function: ionotropic glutamate receptor binding. NCBI's taxonomy places the organism in Eukaryota, Metazoa, Chordata, Actinopteri, Pomacentridae. The record is from RefSeq and is a predicted model, not a curated record.
AUGGUGCACAAACUUCUGCUGCCCGUCGCUUUUGCAGCAAGUCUCCUCUCCUCCCAGCUGUCCUUUGCCACAUCAACCAAAACCAAAACUCAAGUGAAGAACAACUCAGGUGUGACCCCGGCCGGACAGUGUGGGACCUGGAUAAAGGAGCCUGAUGGAGGCUAUUUCACUUCACCCAACUACCCCGAGAGAUACCCGCCCGAGAGGGAAUGCAUUUACAUAAUAGAAGCUUCUCCCCGGCAGUGCAUCGACCUGUUCUUCGACGAGAAGUACUCCAUCGAGCCGUCCUGGGAGUGCAAGUUUGACCACAUCGAAGUUCGCGACGGCCCCUUUGGUUUCUCGCCCAUCAUUGGCCGCUACUGUGGGCAGGAAAGCCCGGCGUACGUCCGCUCCAGUGGGAGGUACCUGUACAUCAAGUUUGUGGCGGAUGGCGAGCUGGAGGCCAUUGGUUUCUCUGCACGAUACAACUUCACGAAAGAUCCCGAGUUUAAAGAGCUUGGAGAGUUGCCAGCUCUACCAUUUUGUGAAUUUGAGCUGAGCGGUCCAGAAGGGUUUGUGGAAUCGGCUCAGAUAGCCAGGGAGGCCCGAGCGCAGCAGACUGAAGCUGUGGACUGCAGGUGGUACAUCAAGGCUCCACCCAGAGCUCGGAUCUACAUGCGUUUCCUGGAGUACGAGAUGCACAACUCCAACGAGUGCAAGCGCAACUUUGUCGGCAUCUACGACGGCAGCAGCUCGGUGGAGCACCUGAAGAAUAAGUUCUGCUCCACGGUGGCCAACGACGUGAUGCUGGCGUCCUCUGUGGGCGUGGUGAGGCUGUGGGCCGACGAGGGCAGCAGGAAGAGCAAGUUCAAGAUCCUCUUCACCACCUUCCAUGAACCUCCUUGUGAGGGAGACACCUUCUUCUGUCAUAGCAACAUGUGCAUCAACCACACGCUGGUCUGCAACGGAAUCCAGAACUGUGUUUACCCCUGGGACGAGAAUCACUGCAAAGAGAAGAGAAAGGCGAGCAUCCUGGAUACGCUGGAUAACACCAACCUCACUAUCAUUGGGAUAACCUGCGGCCUGGUUGUCAUCCUGCUCACCAUCUCCGUCAUCAUCCAGAUUAAACAGCCUCGCAAGAAAUACAUCAUCCGCAGAGAUGACUUUGACCCUGCCCUCCUCCACCCCGGCCUUGAGCCUCCUCACUACGAGCUCUGCACUCUGCGUCGCGCCCCAUCGGGCGAACUGACAGACCCGGCCUUGGCCGAGGACUUUGACAAGUUCCACAAGCUCCGACGCGCCGAAAGCAAGUGCAUCCGUGACCACCACUGUGGCUCUCAUCAGGGGAGCUUGCACGGCAGCGUCCACGGCAGCCGCAGCAACCUGAGCAUGAGGGACGCCACCAUUGCACCCGAAGCAGCUGCCCUUGUGCCCCCGGUGCCACCGAUGAUGGCGAGCCAGCAGUCGCCGCGCCUCUCUCACCACAACACGCCGACGGGUCGACGGAGCAUCCUGGUGAUGAAGCAUAGCUACUCGCAGGACGGGGCGGAGGGUUACAGGGCGGAGGAGGAGGAUGAUUUGAUGAUGGAUGAUGGUCCCACCACCAGCCAGCACCACAUGCACCGUCAUCCGAUGCACCACGGCAUGGCAGGGCUGGACCACGCUGUCCAUCGUACUCUGUCUAAUGACUUCUGA